Cylindrotheca closterium is the source of this 1725-nucleotide messenger RNA. The record is from the annotation of a GenBank genome assembly. Lineage: Eukaryota; Bacillariophyta; Bacillariophyceae; Bacillariales; Bacillariaceae.
AUGAAAUUCUCGUCUCAUUGUUUAGUGGGGUUGUUGGCGUCCUCCAUGAUGGCCACCGGUGUUGUGGGACAAUCCUGCAGUGCCACUGAUCCUACCUGUGCCAAUAUUCCUUAUGAAAUGGACUUUGUGGCACCCAAACUGACUCUACACGGCAAGGUGAUUGAGUCCCACAAGGAUGCCACAGACGCAAUGGUCACGGGGUGCUGUUCGUCAGAUGACAAUACAAGUCUCACACCGGAGGAAAUUGGCAAGAUUCCCCAAAUGAACGCCGACUUGACUAUGCAAGUAUUGGAAGAUGCCAAGAACGCCUGGAAGGGUGGCAGUGGUACCUGGCCUCAAAUGUCUCUGAAGGAACGUAUGACUGCCAUUAUCAACUUGUUGGACGAAUUGAAAACCCAGCGUGAGACCAUUGUCCGAACCCUCAUGUGGGAGAUUGGAAAGAAUCGUAAGGAUGCUGAAUCCGAAUUUGACCGUACUCUGCAAUUCUGCAAUCAAUUGUUGGAUACUGUUUCCAAGCAUCCCGAAUAUCAUGGUCAUUGGGAAUCCGUUGGAUCGACCCAUGCAUUUAUCAAACGGGCUGCAAUUGGCAUCAUUAUGUGCCUGGGUCCCAUGAACUAUCCAUUGAAUGAGACGUAUGCAACUUUGAUUCCAGCCUUGCUCAUGGGAAAUGUAGCAAUCAUGAAGGUUCCAACUGUGGGUGGAUUGUCUCAUCUAUUGACCAUGGAAGCAUUUGCCAAGGCCUUGCCACCUGGAGCAAUGAACUUCGUUUCUGGACGUGGUCGGGAAACCAUGCCACCACUCAUGAAAACGGGAGAUAUUGACGGAUUGGCCUUUAUUGGAGGAUCCCGCGCUGCUGAUGACUUGAUCAAGCAACAUCCUCGUCCCCAUCGACUGAAGGUAUUCUUGCAAUUAGAAGCCAAGAAUAUGGGUAUUUUUCUCCCUAGCAUUUUCGAAAGCAAGGACGAAAUGUCCAAGGCAUUGGAUCAGGCCAUGUUGGGAGCUCUUAGUUUCAAUGGACAACGAUGCACAGCCUUGAAGCUCUUCUUUGUUCCCCAGAAGCAAGGGAGUGCCUUUGCUACCAUGAUGGCCAAACGUGUAGAAGAAAUGUCAGUGGGACUACCAUGGCAAAACUGGAGCUCGGACGAAAGCAAGUCGCCAUCCUAUUCCAAGAUCACACCACUUCCUGAUCGCAAAAAGGUCGAGUACAUGCAAAAGCUCAUCCAAGAUGCUGUUUCAAAGGGUGCCAAAAUCAUCAAUGAGAAUGGAGGUGAAGUCAUCGGAGGAUUAAAAUCGAGUCUAAUGGUCCCCGCCGUUGUGUAUCCCGUCACUCCAGAUAUGGAUCUGUACUACGAAGAACAAUUUGGACCUAUUAUUCCAAUUGCUACUUAUGACUCCUUGGAUACCAUUCUAGACUAUGGUCACAAUGGUGACUUUGGACAGCAAGUUGCCAUCUUUUCCUCGGAAUCCAACAGCGAUGACACUUCCAUGCUGGUCGAUCAAUUCUCCUCUGUCUUUGGCAAGAUUAACAUCAACAGCCAAUGUGGACGAUCUCCUGACACCAUUCCCUUUUCAGGACGACGGUCUUCGGCCAUGGGCGUCAUGUCUGUCGAACAUGCCUUGCAAGAAUUCUCCAUACCGACUGUCGUUUCCUACAAGGAAAGUCCCAGUACGGCCAAGUUGGUUAAGAAGGUCGAAUCUUCUUCCAAGUUCUUUGAGGCCUUGUAA